CCAUGGCGUCAACGUCUCUGGGACCUUCGAUUCUCGUUUCAAGAUUCUUCUCCUCUCCUCGUGAAUUUCAAGAUUCCGGGAGUUACAAGGUUCUUGGCCACCGGAUUUGUGUUUCUUCACGCCUUGUAGUUCGAGUUCACUGCGAGUCCAGGAUUCAGGAGAAGGAACUAAGACGAUGUUCAAGAUUCUUGGAACGCUCAUCAUCUUUGCGCUCAAGUGAAUGGAAGGCUGUUCCUGAUAUUUGGAGAUCAUCUACGGAUAAGUAUGGUGACAAAGUUGCUGUGGUUGAUCCGUAUCAUGACCCUCCUUCUACAUUAACCUACAAACAGCUGGAACAAGAAAUAUUGGACUUUGUUGAGGGUCUGCGAGCCGUUGGAGUGAAAGCAGAUGAGAAGAUUGCACUUUUCGCUGAUAACUCCUGUCGGUGGCUCGUUGCUGAUCAAGGUAUAAUGGCAACAGGAGCAGUCAAUGUUGUUAGAGGAUCAAGAUCCUCUGUUGAAGAGCUAUUGCAGAUAUACUGUCAUUCAGAAAGUGUAGGUCUUGUUGUUGAUAACACUGAGUUUUUCAACCGCAUUGCUGAGACGUUUUCUUACAAGGCACCUCUAAGAUUUGUGAUUCUUCUCUGGGGUGACAAAUCGUCGCUGGUUACACCGGGAAGGCAGACACCAGUCUAUACUUACAACGAAAUUAAAAACUUAGGACAUGAGAGACGUGUGAAAUUUGCAGGAUCUAAUGAAGCUGGGAAGUAUGAAUAUGAAUUCAUCGAUCCAGAUGAUACAGCUACAAUUAUGUAUUCCAGUGGAACCACAGGGAAUCCAAAAGGUGUUAUGCUUACACAUCAGAAUUUGUUACACCAGAUAAGAAAUUUAUCCGACUUUGUUCCUGCUGAAGCUGGUGAAAGAUUUCUAAGUAUGCUUCCAUCAUGGCAUGCAUAUGAACGGGCUUGUGAAUACUUCAUAUUUACAUGUGGAGUUGAGCAAAAGUAUACGUCUAUAAGAUUCUUGAAGGAUGAUCUCAAGCGGUAUCAACCACACUAUCUUAUUUCAGUUCCUUUGGUAUAUGAGACACUCUACAGUGGAAUUCAAAAGCAAAUUUCUGCAAGCUCCGCUACUCGUAAAUUUUUGGCGCUUACAUUGAUCAAAGUAAGCCUGGCAUAUACAGAGAUGAGAAGAAUUUAUGAGGGUCUUUGUUUGACGAAGAAUCAAAAGCCUCCAAUGUAUAUUGUUGCUUUGGUCGAUUGGUUGUGGGCGAGAGUAGCUGCCUUUGUCUUAUGGCCAAUGCAUAUGUUGGCUGAAAAGCUUGUGCACCAGAAAAUCCGUUCGUCUAUUGGAAUAUCAAAGGCUGGUGUUAGUGGAGGUGGCAGUUUACCUAUGCAUAUAGACAAGUUUUUCGAGGCCAUCGGUGUGAACGUACAAAAUGGGUAUGGUUUGACAGAAACCUCACCGGUUGUCUCUGCGCGGAGGCUUAGCUGUAAUAUUCUUGGCUCAGUUGGGCAUCCCAUUAAAGAUACAGAAUUCAAAAUUGUAGAUCAAGAGACUGGUACUAAUCUUCCACCUGGUUCAAAGGGCAUUGUCAAAGUCAGAGGCCCACCGGUUAUGAAAGGUUACUAUAAGAAUCCACUGGCCACCAAGCAAGUUAUUGAUGAACAAGGAUGGUUGAAUACUGGAGAUAUGGGUUGGAUUGCUCCUCAUCACUCAACAGGACGGAGUCGUAGCUGUGGAGGUGUCAUUGUUCUUGAAGGCCGUGCCAAAGACACAAUAGUACUUUCCACAGGUGAAAACGUGGAGCCAUUGGAGAUUGAAGAAGCUGCCAUGAGAAGCAGUUUGAUUCAACAAAUAGUUGUUAUUGGACAGGAUCAACGCCGCCUUGGAGCUAUCAUUAUCCCAAACAAAGAAGCAGCAGAAGGAGUAGCAAAGCAUAAAAUUUCACCUGUAGAUCCUGAUGUCAACGAACUUAGCAAGGAAACUCUAACGAGCAUGGUCUACGAAGAACUGAGGAAAUGGACAUCAGAAUGCUCGUUCCAAGUUGGACCGGUUCUAAUCGUGGAUGAGCCCUUCACGAUAGACAAUGGUUUCAUGACACCGACAAUGAAAAUAAGAAGGGACAAGGUGGUUGAUCAAUACAAGGAUGAGAUAGAUAGACUCUACAAG
Thlaspi arvense is the source of this 2150-nucleotide messenger RNA. The record is from the annotation of a GenBank genome assembly. NCBI's taxonomy places the organism in Eukaryota, Viridiplantae, Streptophyta, Magnoliopsida, Brassicales, Brassicaceae.